CCAAAUCGAAAACAAAAGUUAGGGACUUUUUUCAUAUAACCGAAAGAGAUCAAUCAAAGUAACACCUCGCCGUCUUCUCUCUCCUCUGCAACAGACAAAUAUCACAAAUCUCUCUCUCUCUAACAAUUAGGACAAAGGUUUCUUCUUCUCUCCUGAGAGGCCUCGCUGAGAAUCUUCAAUCACCUUGGUUUUGUAAUUCCAUAACAGUCAACAAUGGUUGAGCGUGGGAAGAGGACUCAUAAUCGUUCUAGAGACAAUAACAAUGACAACAAUAGGAACCAAAAGAGAAGACUUUCUUACGAAACCGAAGAAAAGACCGAUAACAAAGACGAUCUUGUUGUUGUUUACAGAAUCUUAUGCCCUAGUGGAGUCAUGGGAAGUGUUAUAGGCAAAAGUGGCAAAGUUAUUAACUUGAUUAGGCAAGAAACUAGAGCUAGAAUCAAAGUUGUUGAUCCUUUUCCAGGUUGUAGCGAAAGAGUCAUAACGAUCUUUUGCUCGGUUACGGAGAAGAAAGACAUUAUCGACAUUGAGCAUAGCGAAUUGAAUUACUCAAUUCCUUUGUGUUCUGCUCAAGAUGCUCUUCUUAAAGUCCAUGAUGCUAUUGUGGCUUCUUUAGCUACUGCUGCUGAGAACACUAAGAUUGAUAGAGAUGAUAUUAGAGAAUGUCGCCUUUUAGUUCCGUCUAGUCAAUGUUCUAAUGUCAUUGGUAAAUCCGGUUCUAUUAUUAAGAAGAUUAGGAGUAGAACUAGAGCUAACGUUAAGGUUGUCUCUAAAGAUGUUUCGGAUCCUUCACACACUUGUGCUAUGGAUUUUGACAACAUCGUUUUGAUAUCUGGUGAGUCUGAAUCUGUGAAGAAGGCACUUUUCGCUGUUUCUGCAAUCAUGUACAAAGUCAGUCCUCGAGAACAGAUUCCUCUGGAUACAACUGUCCAAGAAGUUCCCGCUAGUAUUAUAAUUCCGUCAGAUCUAUCUAUCUAUCCACAAGGCGGUUUAUACCCAAAUCAGGAUCCUAUUUUCCAACAUGGGGCCAAUGUUUCAUCGUUUAUCGGUACAUUGCCUCAGGGUUAUGGAGAAAGCGCUGCAAAUCCAAUGCCGGUUUUUUCUGCUUCUGCUCUUCCUGUGGUUCAUGGUUUUGGUGGGUCUUCCAAAUCAGAAAAGUUGGUUAUAAAAGUUAUUUGCUCUUCUUCCAAAAUCGGCCGUGUUAUCGGGAAAGGAGGAUCAACCAUUAAGGGAAUAAGACAAGCAAGCGGGUCUCACAUCGAGGUUAAUGACUCGAGGGCAAAUCAUGAUGAUGACUGUGUUAUCACUGUCACUGCUACAGAGUCUCCUGAUGAUUUGAAGUCUAUGGCGGUUGAAGCUGUUCUUCUACUUCAAGAGAAAAUUAAUGAUGAAGACGAGGAAAAAGUUAAAAUGCAACUUCUUGUACCUUCUAAGGUAAUAGGAUGCAUUAUAGGGAAAAGUGGCUCAAUCAUAAGUGAAAUCAGGAAAAGGACGAAGGCCAAUAUUCACAUCUCAAAAGGGAAUAAUAAGCCUAAGUGUGCCGAUCCCAAUGAUGAGCUCGUUGAGAUAUCGGGUGAAGUAAGCGAUGUGAGAGAUGCUCUUAUUCAGAUAGUUCUGAGGCUUCGAGAUGAUGUAUUAAGGGAUAGAGAGAUUGGUUCCAGGAAUCAACCUCCUGCAAGAUCUGAGAAUAACAAUUUCUUCUCUUCGGGUAGCAGUAAUACUGGUCUUGCACUUCCUUCAUCUUUCAUGUCUUCUGUUCCGCAAGUUGCUUCUGUAGAUUUCGAUAGGAGACCAGAAACUGGGAGCAGCAUGAGCAUGCUUCCUUCGAGCGGUGGACUCUAUGGUUAUGGAAGUUUUCCGGUGGGCAAUAACAGUUAUGGAUCCAAGUCUUCUUACUCAUCCAAUCUAUAUGGAGGAUUGCCUCAAUCUACUACUAUGGAGGUUCGAAUCCCAGCUAAUGCAGUGGGUAAAGUUAUGGGCAGAGGAGGAGGCAACUUGGAUAACAUAAGAAGGAUAUCAGGAGCUAUGAUAGAAAUUUCUGAUUCCAAAAAUUCCCAUGGCGGUCGCAUUGCUCUCAUUUCCGGAACACCUGAACAAAAGCGUACCGCAGAGAACUUGUUCCAAGCUUUUAUCAUGUCCACUUGAAUAGUUUGCUCUGCCCCGUAAUCCUUUUCCAUGGAAGUGUGUUCCAUCUAUCUAGCUCUCAGUGGAUUUCUUUGAUCGGGUUUCUCAGGCUUUCCUCCUUCCAUCAAGCUCAUGUUUACAUAUGGUUGGAUAUCUCAUCAAACUUUUCGGUAUCUCCGUCUCGAUUCGGUUACUUUUGGUUUCUCGUUCUAGACAUUUUAUAGUCUUUCAGGAUCAUUCUUUUCCCCUUUCCCUGCGAGCUGUUCGUACAAUAACUACUUAUCUCCGUGCAAUAAAACAAAAUCGUUCUUAUAUCAAUCAAACUUUGUUUAUUCCCCAUAUAUGGAAACAGGUCUGCUUUGUUCUUAGUCCAAAGCAGUCCUAUCAGUUAUGUGUUAGUUUACCGACUCUGCAAAUCCCAGUUCUCAGCUUCUUCAUAUGUGAUGCCAAGUGCUACUUAUCACAUCAUAGUUCUGCAGUGAACAGCCAUAGGUUAUUAUAGCAUAGUGAUCUUCAAGAACAGUAACCUUUAGAUCUCUUCUCGUUAAUGACCGUAAUUGUCUCUGCUUCUUUGAAGUUUUACGGUGUUAGUGCUUUGAUCUUGCGAUCUGAUUAUUUGAAAAUCCAUAAGUUUAUUGGUAGAGGAAUUUCUCACUCUUGCUGAUCAUCCUAUUCUCUGCUACGAUUUUACAGUCUUUAGGUCAAACUCCACUGAUUGAUCUUCUUUAUCUUAGCCUCUGUUUCUGAUUUAUUCUUUUCCCAGAUAAACCUCCCUGGAACUCUGAUCAUCUAUGUGUUCAUUUCAAAUAUCAUUUUUAACUUAAAAUCAUGAUCUUAUAGUGCUUGUAGUAUAAUUAGAAUCUGCAACACUAAAAGCUUUUAUGUAUGUGAUGUGUUUUCGAUUUAGUUUAUAUGGGUCUGGUCAUUCACGCAUACUAGGUUGCCACUCUAGGAUUUUAGCAUUUGAACCCGCAACACUAAAAAAAUUUCUGAUUAUGCUAAUGUUUGCGGUCUAAUCACUUCGGCUGCCAUUUAUCUGACGAGCCUCGGUGUCCACAACACACUAGGUUAUCAGAAACCUGCAACACUAAAAGCUUUUCUGAUUCUGCUAGCAUUUUUGGUCUGAUUUACUUCGGGCUGGGAUUUAUCCGGUAAAGCUGGGGUUCCACAACAUAAUCUAGGUUGUCAAAAACCUGCAACACAAAGCUUUUUUGAUUCUGCUAGUGUUUGCGGUCUGAUCACUUCAGGCUGCCAUUUAUCCGAUAAACCUGGGGUUCCACAACAUACUAGGUUGUCAGAAACCAGCCACAAUUUAGUUUUUGCGGUUUGAUGAUUUCUUCGACAUGCCUGAAUGGUACCUAGCCAUUAUCGACGUCUAUUGAAUGGUAUCUAGCCAUAAAAUAUUCUGCGAUAUCCGCUGGUACUAUAUUUGUCUCCUCUAACAAAAACUUGAUUUUUUCUAAUUAAAUAAAUGACGAUCAUCAAGAUCUGAGUAAUUCUUGGCAAGAAUCUUGAAGGCUUGAUAGGUGCAAUAUGUAAACUCAAUGUACAUAUUAACUCUUCCUCUCCAAAGCAAGACUGGGUUAGUUUUUUUAGGAACUGGUUGGUAGUGAUUACUAUGAUCAUUUCUUGCGUAUAAGCUGAACAAAGACCAUUGAUGAAGUGAUGAAGCCCAGAGAGAGCAAUCGAGUUUUCUGCGAGCCAUGUCCUUCAUUCCUUUCCACCAAGUAGCUAGAGAGCCAUCUAAGUCUUCUAUGACAAUAAUAGACUUCUUGCAUGUACUGGUGAGUAGCUUCAUCAAAUCUGAGUUAUUCUGUAUAGCUGCGUUUGGGUUCAAAGAUACUAUAGUUGAGAAGAUUAGCCAUGGCUGCAAUCAUUGUUGGACUUACAGGUCCCAGGUGGUCCAUUAAGAAAGUAACCUCUCUUCCAAGUUUUUCCAAUCUUCUUGUAAUAUUCCUUGGCAUUACUGAAGGCAACAACAUCAUCAAUGAUGUAUUGUUUCUUCUAUGUAUCCAUAGCUAAUAUCUGGACACUUGCUGGGUGCUCAAACUCACUAAAUCUUCCACCAUUUGGAACCCUCAUACUCUUUGCUGACACUCCGCGCUGGCUAGGUUGUCACUGUAGGUUUGUAGCAUUAAACCCUUUUGCUCUUAUCACUUCAGGGUGGAAUUUAGUUGACAAACCUGGGGUUCCAAAAUAUUAAGUUGUUUAUAAACCCACAACAAUUUUUUUGCUGUUUCUGGUUUAGCUUUGUUGCGGUUUGAAUAUUUUUCCGGCAAUCCUGAGCCUAACAUUCCCCGGGAUUUUUAAGCGGGUGUGUAGACAGUUUAUUCAUUCUUCGUCUGCGGACAGGUAUUUACGCAGUUCCUUUUUCGGGGUUUCAUGAAUGUGAUAUAGUUUAGUUGUAGGCAAUUGUAUAGUCUUGAGCAUUGUUUUGAUCAAAAGACCACUGAGGAUAAGUUUUGAUCCAUUUGGAAGGUUUUGUA
This is a messenger RNA of Arabidopsis lyrata subsp. lyrata, 4610 nucleotides long. Its product is annotated as KH domain-containing protein At4g18375. Lineage: Eukaryota; Viridiplantae; Streptophyta; Magnoliopsida; Brassicales; Brassicaceae. Gene Ontology annotation, molecular function: mRNA binding. The transcript is spliced from 7 exons. Gene Ontology annotation, cellular component: cytoplasm; nucleus. Bases 214 to 2145 code for a protein of 643 amino acids. Gene Ontology annotation, biological process: regulation of gene expression. The record is from RefSeq and is a predicted model, not a curated record.